Messenger RNA from Psilocybe cubensis, 552 nucleotides. RefSeq lists its product as uncharacterized. Gene Ontology annotation, cellular component: nucleus. The record is from RefSeq and is a predicted model, not a curated record. Gene Ontology annotation, molecular function: protein phosphatase 1 binding; protein serine/threonine phosphatase inhibitor activity. Lineage: Eukaryota; Fungi; Basidiomycota; Agaricomycetes; Agaricales; Agrocybaceae. The transcript is spliced from 3 exons. The coding region runs from base 1 to 552 and encodes 183 amino acids.
AUGCAAACAGCUGCCAGAUUCCGUCCAUCGACUUCCGCUCCUGGAGAUGGUUCACGUACCCAAACGAUUACCCGCGAUCCUACACGAGAAGAGGAUGACUACGAGGGAGAACGGGACGAAGACAAGGAAGAAGGUGGAAGUGGUAGCAAUGUGGUGGGCUCUUUGAGGCUUAGGGGUGGACCCAAGAAGAAGAGCCGACAGCGGGUUGCCUGGGGAGAGGAGGUUAUAGACAACGAAGGCUGCGGAAAAAAGAAAUCAAAAAUUUGUUGUAUCUACCACAAACCACGCCGAUUUGACGAGUCGUCGGACGAAUCUGAUUCAUCUGAUUCUGAUUCUGACCAUGACCACUCUUCUCAUAAUCAUAAUCAUCACCACAACCACAAUCAUGAACAUCAACCGAACGGGGGUUCCAGUACGAAUGGCCAGCAGUCCCAUUCCUCAGUGGUGCACGAGCUGGAGCAUCCUGAAUAUGAACCCAAUGCGUAUGAGAAGCAGCCCAAGAGCAAUGGGAAGCGUAGAGAAGUAACUUUCAAGCCUAUGCCUUACGAGUAG